This is a messenger RNA of Hirundo rustica (Barn swallow), 1712 nucleotides long. RefSeq names its product interleukin 2 receptor subunit gamma (gene IL2RG). The coding region runs from base 14 to 1117 and encodes 367 amino acids. Gene Ontology annotation, cellular component: membrane; external side of plasma membrane. Gene Ontology annotation, biological process: cytokine-mediated signaling pathway. NCBI's taxonomy places the organism in Eukaryota, Metazoa, Chordata, Aves, Passeriformes, Hirundinidae. Gene Ontology annotation, molecular function: protein binding; cytokine receptor activity. The record is from RefSeq and is a predicted model, not a curated record. The transcript has 8 exons.
UGAAGCUGUUCACAUGCGUGCCUGCUCAGCAGCCCCCAUGGCGGCUCCUGGCACCUUCCUCGUGCCUGUCCUCCUCCUCCUCCUCCUCCCCUGUGGGCCGGGUCCCUACCCUGCUGCUGCCCACAGCCACCCAGGGGUGGAGUGUGUCCUCUUUAACGAGGAGUACAUGACCUGCAUGUGGGGCAGCACAGAGAUGCCCACAGUCAACUACUCCCUCUUCUACUGGUACAAGAACAUGUCUGACAAGGUGGUGGAGUGCAAGCACUACCUGCAGGACAAGGGUGUCAGGGUCGGCUGCCACUUCAAGCAGAACGAGCUCAUCCAGUUCCAGCCUUUCCAUGUUCUCAUCAAUGCCAGUGUUGGUGGCAAGACCCUGGAGAUCCCCAGCAAGCGCAUGUUACUACAGGACUUGGUGAAACCAGAGGCUCCUGUCAACCUGACCAUCCGCAACAUGAGCAACAAUCAGCUGCAGCUGACCUGGGCCUCUCCCUACCCCAAAGAGAGGUGCCUGGAACAUGCUGUCAAGUACAAGAGCAACAAGGACACCAGCUGGACGGAGCUCUCGGUGAAUGGAGAUGUCUUCUCCUUACCCAGCGUGGACUAUGAGAAGUCCUACACCUUCUACGUGCGCAGCAAGAUCAACAAAUUCUGUGGUAGCACCCAGUUCUGGAGCGAGUGGAGCGUUCCUGUCAUCUGGGGCAGCAACUCCACCAGCCAGGGCACGGUGGAGGAAUGGCUGCACUGGUUUGGGAUCCGCACCGUCCUGGUCCCCAUUGCCUCCUGCCUGCUCCUGCUGGUCCUUGUCAUCCUGCUGGUGCGCAUGGAAAGGGUAUGGGUCAUCCUGAUGCCCCGAAUUCCCAACCCCAGCAAGAAUUUUGAUGAGCUGUUCAUCACGCACAAUGGCAAUUUCCAGGAAUGGGCUGGAGUCCCCAAAGAUGUCGUGGAGAGCUUCAAGCCCAACUACAGCGAGAACAUCUGCUAUGUGACUGAGCUGCCACCCAAGGACAGCCAUGAGCCCCUCUGGGACAGCAGCAACCAUGCACCACCUGCAAUGCCCGGGCCCCCAGCCGCCCCCAGUGAGCACAGCCCCUACCAGAACAGCUACGGGAGAGUGUGACGCACUCCUGCACCCCUGCAUCCCCCAUUCUCCACAGCUUUGCUGCACAAACCUUACCUCUCCUUGGGCCCUGCUCCCUGCUCCUGCACUGGAACCCCAGUCUUGCUUCCUGCCAAGCUCCCCUCCCUGCUUCAAAGUGCCCACAAGCCCACCCAGGGACAUGUCCUGGUGAGAGGGCAGCUGCAGCUGAGCAGGCAGGGGCCACUGGCCAACUGAUGGGGACACACAGGAUGCAUGUGUGGGGGGCCAAGUGUGGAAAAAUACGGAAAGAUAGGCAAGAAAGAUUGUAAACAUGCUCAAGUGCCUUGCAGUUGAUGUAGAAAAAUAUACCAUAAUCAUCGUUGUUUAGCUUUGUGUGUUCAGUAAGUAGAACUUCUGUGUUUAGAUAACAUGGGGCUGUGAUAGACUUAGUGGCACCUUAUUUAACAUGCUUGAGAUUCCUGGCCUGCUGUGGGAAAGAUCAAAUCACAGUGGUAAACCACAACGGCACAAAUCCUUGAUAAACAGGCAAAAACAGCAGGUUCAGUGAUCCUCUAGGGUGGACCAAGAUCCACAGUGCCUGCAUCCCUGCUUAUGUGCCUCUGCCUGGGUGCUG